AUGAAAUUUUUUGAAUCCUUGUAUUCAAUGCCUACCAAGCAGAGAUCUCCAUUCACGGUCUUUGCCAGGGACUUUUUCCAAAGUAAUAAUUACAAAUACACAAGUUGUGUCGAUACUGCCUUGAAUAUGAUGGCUGUAUGGAAGGAAAUGCCGGACGAGGAGAGGAAUAUGUAUGUGGAAAAAUGCAAUAAAGAUCUUGAGGAAGCCAAUGAGUUGGAUGGCUGUGACGACGGCAAUUUAGUCAAUGAUACAAACACGAUAAAGAAGCUAAGAAAAUAUGUUAAAAUACGGGAUAUACAGCGAUGGGAGUGUUCAGGAUAUCUUUUCUUUGUAAACGAACUCUUCGACAUCUGUGGCGACAUAAAUGUGUCUCCAGAAGAAAACGUUCGUAUGUUCAUUAAGAUGUGGAACUCGUUGGAUGAAGAUGUGCAGGGCAGAUACAGAAGCAAUGCACUAGAGAUGUGGAUGAAAAAGUCUAGGAAGAAAAAAAGAAGCACAAAAGACAGCCGACCCCAGAGGGACUCGAACCCUCAACCUUCGGCUCCGUAG
Encephalitozoon intestinalis ATCC 50506 is the source of this 549-nucleotide messenger RNA. RefSeq lists its product as uncharacterized. The coding region runs from base 1 to 549 and encodes 182 amino acids. The transcript has a single exon. Lineage: Eukaryota; Fungi; Microsporidia; Unikaryonidae. The record is from RefSeq and is a predicted model, not a curated record.